Messenger RNA from Phycomyces blakesleeanus NRRL 1555(-), 1245 nucleotides. RefSeq lists its product as hypothetical. Gene Ontology annotation, cellular component: cytoplasm. The transcript has 7 exons. The record is from RefSeq and is a predicted model, not a curated record. The coding region runs from base 1 to 1245 and encodes 414 amino acids. NCBI's taxonomy places the organism in Eukaryota, Fungi, Mucoromycota, Mucoromycetes, Mucorales, Phycomycetaceae. Gene Ontology annotation, biological process: signal transduction; protein phosphorylation. Gene Ontology annotation, molecular function: protein serine/threonine/tyrosine kinase activity; protein serine/threonine kinase activity; ATP binding.
AUGUGGAGAAAAAGGACCGAGCUUUUUUUGGCUUUUUUUUUUUUAAUAUUUUUUUUUGUGGUUGUGGAUUGGAUUUGGAUUCCCUUUUUUGAAACAUGUCUGGCAACCAACAGCGAUACAGCCAAAAUAGUUCAUGUCGUAGCUAAAGAUGCAAAAAGUGGCAAGCAAAUCAAACUAAACUAUGUAAACAAGAAGAUUACCGGCAAUGGUUCUUUCGGUGUCGUCUAUCAGACUCGUCUUACAGACACAGAUGAAGAUGCUGCAAUUAAGAAAGUCCUUCAGGACAGACGCUUCAAGAACCGUGAACUACAGAUUAUGCGUCUAGUAGAUCAUCCCAACGUUUGUCGUCUUAAGUCUUACUUUUACAAUCAAGUAGAAAACAAGGCAAAUGAAGUGUACCUCAAUUUGGUGAUGGAGUAUGUUCCAGACACCCUUUAUCGCGCCACUCGUCAUUAUGCAAAGAUGAAGCAACCCAUGCCAAUGUUCCGAGUUCAGAUUUACAUGUAUCAAGUCAUCAGAUCAUUGGCUUACAUUCACUCGCUUGGCAUCUGUCAUCGUGACAUCAAGCCUCAGAAUGUAUUGUUGAAUGUUGAUAGUGCAGUGUGCAAGAUGUGUGACUUUGGAAGUGCAAAGAUAUUGGUGCCAGGUGAACCAAAUGUGUCUUACAUUUGCUCGAGAUAUUACCGUGCACCCGAACUUAUCUUUGGGGCAACAAACUACGCCAUCACAAUCGAUCUUUGGUCUACUGGAUGUGUGAUGGCUGAGUUGAUUCUCGGGCAGCCUUUCUUUCCAGGCGAUAGUGGGAUUGAUCAGUUGGUGGAAAUCAUCAAGAUUCUCGGUACGCCUUCAAAACAGGAGAUCGCGGCUAUGAAUGCAAGCUAUGUCGAACACAAGUUUCCCCAGAUCAAGCCGCAUCCUCUGCAAAAGAUCUUUUCGAGUGCGACAAUCGAGGCAGUAGAUUUGUUGUCUAGAUUGCUCCAGUACCACCCCCAGAGACGAAUAAGCGCCAUCGAGGCUCUUUGCCAUCCAUUCUUUGAUCCUAUUCGUGAUCCUACAACCCGACUUGAGAAUGGAGGACCUCUUCCUCCAGUCUUAGAUUUCUCCAAGCACGAAUUGUCAAUCCGGCCUGAUUUGAUCAGACGACUUGUACCUCCUCACUGUGAACAAGAAUUGUUGGAACGUGGUAUUGAUGUCAAUUGUUUUGAGCCUAUUCCUACUGAGGAUCUCAAGAUCCCUCCUCUUUAA